Phycomyces blakesleeanus NRRL 1555(-) is the source of this 579-nucleotide messenger RNA. RefSeq lists its product as hypothetical. The transcript is spliced from 4 exons. Gene Ontology annotation, molecular function: RNA binding; structural constituent of ribosome. Lineage: Eukaryota; Fungi; Mucoromycota; Mucoromycetes; Mucorales; Phycomycetaceae. The record is from RefSeq and is a predicted model, not a curated record. Gene Ontology annotation, biological process: cytoplasmic translation; ribosomal large subunit biogenesis. Bases 20 to 418 code for a protein of 132 amino acids. Gene Ontology annotation, cellular component: cytosolic large ribosomal subunit; ribosome.
CCGUGCACACGUAUCCACCAUGAAGUUCAGUGCUGAUGUUAGCUCCGAUCGCAGCAAGAGCAGAAAGGCUCAUUUCACUGCCCCCUCGAGCAUUCGCCGUAAGAUCAUGAGCGCUCCUUUGUCCAAGGAAUUGAGAGAGAAGCACAGCGCUCGCUCCAUCCCCGUUCGCAAGGAUGACGAGGUCAUGGUUGUCCGUGGUACCUACAAGGGUCGCGAAGGCAAGAUUGUCCAGGUCUACCGCAAGAAGUGGGUUAUCCACAUUGACCGUGUCACUCGUGAGAAGGUCAACGGUGCCACUGUCCCCAUUGGUAUCCACCCCUCCAAGGUUGUUGUUACCAACCUUAAGAUUGACAAGAGCCGUCAGGCCAUCCUCGAUCGCAAGAACAGCGCCUCCAAGAAGAACGCCAUGGAGCAGUAAAUUUGCUCUUAACUGUUACUCUAUUUCGAACCAAUAAAAGCGGAAACGUAGACGGCUAUUUUGCAGUUGACUCAUCUUUAAUUAGCUUUUUUUUUAACUUUGAGCAAUAAGUGAAAGGGAUAUACAAUGAGGGUAGUGAUCAAAUGAAGUGCUUUCAAUCG